CAGCAAGAGGAAAGGAAGCUAGAAUUGGAAAAGUUAAAACGGGAAAGAGGUGUUUGAGGAAACGAAUGGGUUGAUUACUUUUAAUUUUACACGGACCGUGAAAAUUGUAAAAUUUGGUGGGUGUUAGAUAACGGUAAAAAAAAGUGAGGCAAACAAAAUUUACACAAAAGCCAGUUUUUACUGGCCAAUUCAAGCAUUUCAAAUUUUCCAUCUUUCUCUAAAACUUGCCAUUACCUCAAUUUUUGUCAAUUUUCUAAAAUCAAAUAAAUGUUAUUUUUAUUACGCCUUUAUUUCUUUACAAUUUUUAUUUUGGUUAUUUUGCCUUUAUUUAAUCAUUUGGUGAUAGCACAAGCACCAAAAAGGGCAGCGCCGCAUACUGACCGCCUAGCACCUCCACCGAUUGUUCAAAAAUUUUCAAAUCCUUCGCUGGUUUCUCGUGCAGACCGUACUCCUAUGAUUCAUCCACCAUCUAUUCGUCCACCUAAAGGGGUUGCUUUGAUGCUUAACAGAGCGAAAUUGAAGGAUUUUAUGAGAAUUGGAAGGGAAAUAAUUAGACAAAGACAAUUGUUGCAAGCUAAAGCUAAACACAGACAAUAAAAUAAAUGAUAAUAAAGAGAAUAAAUUUAUAUUAGACAUUGAAUUUUUUUAUUUUCCUUUGAAUAUUUUAACUAAUCCGGUCCAUAUCGCAAAAAUAUCCUUCGAGUUCUUAACGGGGGUCGGGUUCCCAAAUGUCGGGUUUCCAAAGGUCUUGUUCCCAAAUGUCGUGUUCUCAAAUGUCUGGUGCUCAAAUGACGGACUCUCAAAGGUC
Molecule: messenger RNA, 808 nt
Organism: Meloidogyne enterolobii
Lineage: Eukaryota; Metazoa; Nematoda; Chromadorea; Rhabditida; Meloidogynidae
Source: the annotation of a GenBank genome assembly